Meleagris gallopavo (turkey) is the source of this 807-nucleotide messenger RNA. The record is from RefSeq and is a predicted model, not a curated record. Lineage: Eukaryota; Metazoa; Chordata; Aves; Galliformes; Phasianidae.
UGCUGGUGGUCGGUGAUGGUCUGUGACUGUUGCUGUGUCUCCCACCCUCAGUUCGCUGCCUGGGUUGAUGCCGUGGUGUUUGUCUUCAGCCUGGAGGACGAGAUCAGCUUCCAGACAGUGUACAACUACUACCUGCGGCUCUGCAGCUACCGGAACACGGCGGAGGUGCCGAUGGUGCUGGUGGGCACACAGGAUGCCAUCAGUGCCACCAACCCUCGUGUCAUCGAUGACUCUCGGGCACGGAAGCUCUCCAAUGACCUGAAGCGCUGCACGUACUACGAGACCUGUGCCACCUACGGGCUGAACGUGGAGAGGGUCUUCCAGGAUGUGGCUCAGAAGGUGGUGGCUCUGAGGAAGAAGCAGCAGCUCUCCAUCGGUCCCUGCAAGUCCCUGCCCAACUCACCCAGCCAUUCGUCUGUCUCCGCAGCCUCCAUCCCUUCUGUUCACAUCAACCAGGCCACCAACGGCGGAGGAGCCUUCAGCGACUACUCCUCCUCGGUGCCCUCCACCCCCAGCAUCAGCCAGCGGGAGCUGCGGAUCGAGACCAUCGCUGCCUCCAACACACCCACCCCCAUCCGCAAGCAGUCCAAGCGGCGCUCCAACAUCUUCACGUCUCGGAAGGGCGCGGACGCAGAGCGGGACAAGAAGGUGCCGGAGUGCAAGGCGGACAGCAUCGGCAGCGGGAGGGCCAUCCCCAUGAAGCAGGUGCGAUCCUCCCCGCGCCGUUCCCUCGUGUCCCCCCCGCACCCCCCUGCGCUCAGUGCUGGAUCCGCGGUGCCAGAAGCACACUGAGGCUCUGGAGCGUGU